AUGGCGACAAAAGCGGCUUUCAAGCGCCUUACUCGCGAAUACCAGAACAUUCAAAAGAAUCCCCCGCCUUACAUUGUGGCACAUCCGUCAGAGUCCAAUAUACUUGAAUGGCACUACAUUCUCACGGGACCCCCGGGCACACCGUAUGAAAAUGGCCAGUAUUGGGGUACCCUAAUGUUCCCUCCCGAGUACCCAUUCGCUCCUCCGGCUAUUCGUAUGCACACUCCUAGCGGUCGCUUUCAACCAUCAACUCGGCUAUGCCUCAGCAUCAGUGACUUUCAUCCAAAGUCAUUUAAUCCCGCUUGGGAGGUUUCAACCAUUCUCAUUGGCUUGCUCUCCUUUAUGACGAGCGAAGAGAUGACCACCGGAAGCGUGAGCGCAUCGGAGGCAGAGCGACGAGUGCUGGCGGCGCGUUCUAGGUGGUGGAAUUCUACUGGUGGCGGUUCCCAUGUCAGCGCGACCCCGGGCGUGACCCCUACUGCCAAGGGUAUCAACAAUGUGAAAGCUGGAGACGGCGGUCUAAAGUUUCGCUCGGAGUGGCCAGAGCUUGACCAAGAAAAUUGGAGGUGGAUGAAGGAUAGUCGCAUCGACACCAACACUGGCCAGCUCAUGCCUGAUCCUAGUGCGACUAGAUGCUCUCCAGAGACAAGUGCGCUUCGCCGACGACCGAAUGGUAGCGCUCCGGGACUCGGUGCGGUGAUGGAAGGUGGCCAUGUCGCCCGAGAAGCAGGCCAAAGCUGGGUCCGCCGCAACAAGAUCUGGCUUGGGUUUGCAAUUCUAUUCGGAUAUGCACUUCUGACCAGGCUGGUGAAGGAUGUCCAAGGCUAA
This is a messenger RNA of Aspergillus tubingensis, 828 nucleotides long. RefSeq names its product ubiquitin-conjugating enzyme E2. Lineage: Eukaryota; Fungi; Ascomycota; Eurotiomycetes; Eurotiales; Aspergillaceae. The record is from RefSeq and is a predicted model, not a curated record. The coding region runs from base 1 to 828 and encodes 275 amino acids. The transcript is spliced from 3 exons.